Molecule: messenger RNA, 1092 nt
Organism: Clonostachys rhizophaga
Lineage: Eukaryota; Fungi; Ascomycota; Sordariomycetes; Hypocreales; Bionectriaceae
Source: the annotation of a GenBank genome assembly
AUGUGGAGAGAGGAUCAAGUCGUAUGGCCUCCAUACUGGACGCCAACGCCUCUUCCUGGUACGCAGGAUGACCUGCCCUUGGCUGCAACCCUCAAUAAAAGCGAGAACAAUACUCAGAAAGACAGCCCUCUGUUCCGUCUCUCCCCCGAGAUCCGAGUGCGCAUCUACGACUUGGUUCUACAGACUGUCUGCGACCAAGACCGGGCAUUUACGGACAGGAGUCUCUUCAAGAGGCCCAAUCUAACCGGCCCCCGGCGCAUCUACACGGCGCUGUUGCGGACAUGCCGCGCUGUGUAUGCGGAGACUUGGGCACUGCCCCUAAUAAAUACCUCGUUGGUCAUCCACGAAGGCUCUGACGAGGAUCGCCCUCCGAACAGGCCACAUUCGAUCAUGUGUCCGAACAAGCGGCUCUUUUACCUACAGGCAUGGCAGCUUCUCUUGAUAGGAGGCGUUGAUAUGACAUUCCAGCAGAUCAGACUCGAGAACAGGGGCAUAGAGGAGUGGCUGCGCCGCCUUCACCACGCCAGGGGCCAUGCGCGGGAGAUCGUACGCCGCGUAGCCAGUGAGAAGCACCCAGGGAGCGAAUCUAUCAAAAGCUUUGUCGAAGACAGUCUCAUUGGCGUCAGGAUACGCGCUCUCACGGUGAGAGUGAACCGUCGCGACUGGUGGAACUGGACGAAUGAUCCCUCGACCAAUUCGCCCGAGCAGCGCGCCAGCCGAAAAAGAAUGAUUCGCGUGCUGCAGCCAAACACGCCGCAUGACUUUGGACCGUAUGCCAAUGGUGACAGCGAACCUCUUCUAGGCGAAGACUGCACAAUAUCAUUCGUACUGGAGACUUUUGGCCCCAAAGCGGAAGAGCUAGACUACACAGUCAACCAGGCUAAAGACUGGGUCUUCAGCAUCCCCUCACUCUCGCAGGAGGGACAAAAUAGGCGUAUCCUGGGAUGGGAUGGUCAAGUUCUCAAUGAGAGUUGGGAACGAACCGUCAACGAGCCUCAUAUUGCCUGGCUACGGAAGCCGGUCUAUAGUGCAAUCAGGAACCGGGUUGAGGUACGAGUUAUUCGAUUUCUACCGAAACUAGCGCAGGAUUAG